GUCUAGCUUUUAGGACCCACACAGCCGGGCUUAUUCCUGGCUCUUGCUCUGCCGCAAGAAAGAGAAACAAAGUCAAAAUAUCCUUAUCCAUGCACAACGCUAAAGAUGCGGCCUACUCAACAUCGUCAUCCCUGUGCAGCUUCAAGUUCUUUGUCUUUCCGUGCUGCCGGUCUCGUGGUUUUGUUUUUCAGUGGUGUUUUCGUCCAGCUUUUGUUUAUUUGCCCCGUCACUGUGCUUGCAGACGAAGUACACGUGGAGCAGCAGCGGGUUCUUGAUGCCAGCUGCCGUGACCACCCCGGAAUUCCGCCACCGCCACACAGGAACUGGAACGAAUUGUACAAGGAUGUCGUCGCUUUCAAUCAGACGUAUCUCUUCGACGGCGGGGGCGCCGGGGGAAAAAAGCCACCCGGUACUAGCGCCGCUGAUGAACAACCUGUGUCGUCGCUGCGAGAGUUGAAUCGCUUCGUCUUGUCGCGGGAGGACAUUUUCCACGGAUUUCCGAGUGUCGCCGCUGCGAAAAGGUUCAACCUGACUCGGCAUCGAAAAGCAGAGCACGAUGGAGAAAAAUCUCUUCAUGAACAGAAAGACAGUGAUGUGGAUAUGAAUACCAGUACAACUUCUUCUACGCGGGUACUCCACCCGAACGUGUUUCCGGGCACCUACACCUACUGGGAGUCGAGGUUUCUGCCCCUGUACGAGCUGGCAGAGACCAUUAGCUGUAUCAACUGCAAAAAUAUCUGGGUCUGGAAAGUUAGAACUUGUGAUGCUAGCUUUGGACUCUAGAAAAAUCUGUAUUGCAUCCCCAGCAAGAGGAGUCCAGUUUCUGCUACGCGGGGAGGCCAUUUGUCAUGCGCAAUAGGCAUCAAGAAGCGCUCAGAAAAUCUGUGAUGCCAGGGAAGACAUCACAGACGUCACGGGCCAUGUAAAAUCUGCAUGACAAGUUCGCAUCCUUCCAGACCCAGACAUAUUUACAGUUGAUAAGCUGCGUGUUCGCUCGAUUGUGUGUCCGGCUGAUCAUGGCAAUUUUGCUAUCCUGAGUAAAAACGUAUCCACACCAGAGCUGUAAUGCAGAUUUGCAAAGAGAGGAAGACUUGUAAUGCGCAUCCCCAUGAGAGCCAUUUCCAAUCGUGUUUUGGGAUUUGUGAUGCUGUGAACAGGAUGAGCAGACGAAUCUGUGAUGCGGCUGCACUUGCUAACCCGCACUACACUGCAUAGUGCAACUUGUCAUGCGUGACUCACAAAACUCCUAGGUUUGUGUUGCAAAAUCCCCAUCCUGACUCUGGUGUGGCUACGUUUUUACUCAGGAUAUUUGCGGCGCGACCGCGCGGAGGUUGAAGGCGUGCUGCAGCGGUUAAAGGACGACGUGGUGUGGAACGAAAUCACUUUUAGUCCGUGGCCGGUCAUGCAUCUGCUCUACAAAGCGCAGGUGGCCACCGCCACCCUCCGCAGCCCCCGGGAGCCAAGGCUUUUAACCCUCGCAACGGAGCGCGCGACCAGAAAAGGAGCUGGCAAGGUUUUGGCAGAUGCAGCCGCCGAAGGAGGGGGAGGUGAUGGAGAGCGAUCAGAUCAAGAGCCCGAUAAAAUUUCAGGCACAGACAGAAGAAAUACGGAGGAACUUGUCGCCGGAGCUGCUUUGUCCUUUCACGACAGUCCUGUCGUCGUCGAAGAGGCAGCGGCAGACUCACCUUCUGUUACCUCUAGUAUCUCUACCGCGGAGGCUGUGGACGAAGAUCUCGAGUCAUUCGAGACGGUACUUUCCUCACGUCGGUCCCUGGCCGGUCUGAUCGCCACGAAAGUUGACAACUGUUUUGCAGUGUCUGGGCAAAGCUGGCUGCGGCGCGAAAGCGAUUUCGGCAGCUACGCGGCGAAGUUCCGCGAUAUAUUUCCACCGAUAGGUGGUGCAGACACAGAUAGACAAGCUACAAAUAGUGAAACGAGAUCAGGUCGUUCCUCUUCCUCUUUCUACGCCGGGCUCGCCUCCGACUUCCUGCUCAGUGUGCACAGCUGGUUCACUUCCGAAACGACAUCAAAAGAUGAGCCCAGCAAAGCUAAGGCCCGCACUAUGCCGUUUCCGUUUUUUGACACGCACCAGUUCUUCCGCCGGUUAGUUGGGGACUUCUGUCUCGAAUACUUGUACACCUACGCGCUGAUUCAGAUGGCGAUGCACGUGGAAUUUACGAAUGUGACCCCCGGGUUCGUGCUGCGCUGGGUCCAGCGGCUCCUGCACUACCCGAACCUUGCCGGCGUCGACGGGCUCUUCAGCAACACCGACAACGUGGCCCUGCACAAGGACGACGAGCUCCUGCUCCCGUGGGAGGGGGAGGAGGACGAAGAGGAUGUCAUAAGCGCCAUCGGUUCCGCCACGAGCGGCAAUGCGAAGUUCUUCCGCAUGCUCGCCGCGGUGUCCAACGCUGCAGGAAAAAAAGACGACUCGAACAGUACUGCUUCCUCGUCGUCAACCGCAGCCGCGACAGAGUCCACCUCUGGGCGAGUGGAGUAUGUCAAGUACGGUGUAAAGCACGCACUUCCCUGCAUGCGCCGAACUCGUAGUACUGGGAACACAGGAGCGUCAGGACGAAGAUCUACUUCACCGGGCGACGCGUCCAGUGGUAGUGUGGCGGACGACGAAAAAUAUUUUAUAGAAGGAGAAACGGUGAUCAUCCGACAUGAUCAUGGACCGAAGAAAAAUCGCAGCGUACCCUCGUGGAAAGGGUGUUUUUUUUCCGGGCCGCGCCCCGGCCGAGGUAAGAGCGCUCGACGACCAAAACGCGUGGGCGCUCGUGGCCAGACGGGGAGAGUGGUUUCAUGCGUCCAGCAACCAUGAAAACUAAGCACCUGGGGCCCCCAAAGCGUCCGGCCAUUGUCGGCCUUUCCCAUCUCCAGCACUGCUCGCAUAAUGUGCGCAGUGAACACUGCCACACUCUGCGAAAAGCUGCGCCAUUUUUUCGGUCCGUUAAAAAACAAACCCGCUCCGCGAGGGUGUGCUGCGAUUUUUCUUUGGUAGAUGAUCACUGUCGGCGAUCGCCAUUUCUCCUUCUAUAUAUUUCGAGGACGAGUUUUUCUUCGCGCUGCGGCGCUACGUCGCGGGCGCGUACGGUAGCAGUCUGGGCUAUUUUUACUCGGUCGAGCUCCACUACUGGCUGGCCAAGCUCACGGAAAAGGAGUUUCGCAUGAAGCUGGGGGGUGUGGACGUCGCCGCGUACUUUGACGCGCCUAACCGGGUCGUGGUGGAUUCCUUGGGAGCGGAACAGGAUCAAGACCAACUGACUUCUGCUGAACAAGUGGUUGUAUCAUCUGGCACGACUCCUACUUCCAAAUCCACAACAUCAAAUUCGACUGUUCUAACGAGGCUUGAAGUAGAACAAGACGAUGCACAAAGUGGUGAAAAAGAUGAACAAAUGGUCGAGGUUGUACAAGAGGAGCAAUUUUCGGAUCAGGAGCGGUCUGCCCUCCAAAAACUGCUGAAGGGCAUACACGACCUGUGCGAAGCCUUUGGGCUCCCGUACGUGCUGGCGCAAGGCACCUUGCUCGGGUCUAUGCGGCACCACGGUCUGAUUCCAUGGACGGGCGACGCCGAAAUCGGUGUUGAUUACAGCUACAUGCCAUUUUUUUUCGUUCUUGCACUCCUACAAUCCAGUCACUUCGCCCGUUUGUCGUUUCUGCACGCGGAGUUGCAGCUUUAUCUGCUGGGUGGCGAACGGCAAGCGCAGGAGGACCACACGCGCACGCCUCCUGAAGAUGAAAGGUUCCGAAAUAGUCUUGUGGUGUACAAAGCGUACUACAAGCAGUUGCUCGAAGCUGGUGCAGCAGCUGUGCCGGGGAACAAAAAGUUCUACUCGAGGACACCAGCAGGUACUACCCCACUUUCAACAGCGAAGACGGAAUCCCAGUCACAGUUCUUGGCGCAGCGCUACCGCCUUGCGUCAAUUCGUGGUCCAGCUGCACGACGGCUCAUCAUGAACGAUCGUGAAAAUAGAGCCAAAAAUUACGAUUCAGACAACCCCAAGAACGGCGUCGGAAAUGGUGCAGCUUCAACUGAACAGGCUCCGGCAGCAGUUCUUGUUUUGCCGAAAAAAUCCAAUUUUGAGUGGUUUGCGGGUGCUCGUGGACGGCUGCAAAAAGCGUUCGACAUUUUUCACGCGCGCCACCAAGUUUUCUCGCUCUUCGUGUCGCGACCCUUCGCCCCCAAAUUUUUCUACAAGGACCUACUGGUGGAGCUCGAAGAACUCGAAACAAGUCGAAACAUGCACGCAGCUGAUCCGUCAAAACAAAAACCUGCAACCUCUACUGAAAGUAGAAACGCCGUGGCAGAUGAACAAGACGGCGCAGCGACCAUUUCCUUACCAAGCUUCCCAGAUAGGGUGGAUCUUUCCACGGCCACUGUAAAUCAGUUGAUCCGCGAGAAGAGUGCGAAUACCGAGCAACACCAGCUCUCGACGGACGUGUCGGGAUUUUAUCACCGCUACCCCUACCUGGACGUGAUGCCCACCUAUUUCCACGAGGCGACUGCGGUGGUUGGGUACACCUCGUUCAUGUGGGGGUACCGCUUUCCGUUCACCUUUACGCUCUGCAAAAGUACCGCACUCGUAUAUAUAAUUGCGGUCACCCAUGACAGAUCUGGCGUCUUAGCUAAUUCAGCAUUACAAAUACCAUUUUUCCUACUUCUCGACAAAUUAUGUGUGAUGCUAUUUCUACUUAGUGUGAUACUUUGUUUUGCAGUGCACAGCCUGGGUCUACCCGCGCAAGACCGUGUUCGUGGAAAACGUAGGGCCGAUGUGGGCGUGGAGUCGCAGCUUCCGCGUGCUCCGCGUCAAAUACGACCGUGGCGCCAUGUAUGGAUGUGUCAGAGUUGAAAUCGACAAAGUUGAAAUAGUUUGUCAUGCAUAAAACGGAUACCAGUUAGACCUACAGUUUGUUGUCGGUGCAUGACAAAUUUCCCCGGUCCUGGAAAAGAGUCUGUCAUGCGGUUUAGGGCAAAAGAGCUGCCUUCUGUCAUGCUAGUUAGCAGUCCAACUUUUGACCCUUACCAGGACUAUAAUCUGCCUCCCGUGGGUCCUCUGCAAUAGAGUCACUUUUUGUAUCGCAUUUUAUGCAUUACAAAUUUUUUCAACUUUGAAGAUUUCAAACCUGACGCUUCCAUACCAUGAACCUGAAUUCGGACCCGAUGAAAACCUGCGUCGGGCACCACUUGUAUGCAUUGCUAAAGUGUCUGGUUCUGGAAGCUUGUGAUGCUGGGUGGCGUAUCAUGGGGAGGCCGCAAGUGCUGGCUCAGCAUGACAAGUUUCUGAGCUUCUAGGUGUUGCCUACUCUGCAUGACAGACUGCGUUUCUGCAUGACAGAAAAGUGUGGCCACUCUAACUCUUGGGCAACGUGCAUGACAGAUUUAAGAGUCAUGCCAGACAACCAUGACAAACAUGCACUCUUCCACUCUCAGACAUUUUUGCAUUUGAUAACUUGUCGCACAAAACGAUGGUGUCCACGGGGGAUGUGCUACCCAAAAAAAUGAACUGCUCCGAUGUCCCCGGGCUCCCCGUGGCCGUGCCCUUCGCCAGCCCGGUUGCUGCCCGCACUGAAAUGGCAAACGUCUUGCGCGGACGCGCGACUACUGACCACCUUGCUUUCUUGGAUCGCGUGCUCGCGGUCGUGAAAAUGGACCGACCGGCGGUCAAGGCGAUUGGCUGGCUCUUUUCCCGCUGCGACACGCUACGGACGCGCCAGCGAGCUGGACAGCGGGCGACAUCCACGAAGGACGACGGCGGGGAGGUUUCCGCAAGUGUAGGCGGUACAGGCCAAAAGGCGACGGACUUUCUCAUUCACUACCAGCUCUGCUUCUUCGACCUUGUUGGUUUCCGGACAACUUCCACCAGAAUUGCGAACCAAGAUGAAGUGCCGGGCCCCGCUCAUCAGACCGAGUCGGGAUUGCAGAAGAUGUUGACACCAACACCAUUAUCGGUGGAGCAGGUUGCUUCAUCAAAUUGCACGAGUUCUUGUGCUGGACAGCAAAAUAGUCUUGAAGUUCGGUUCGGUCGCGUAGCUCAAGACGCGCCGUACUUCGUGACCAACCUCGACCUACUUCGCGCUCAUCAGACGCUUCUGGCUGACGAUGGAGAAGACGCUGGUCUUGGUGAAGAUGCUGCUAUUAACGCUGAAGAAAGCGCAAGCAGGAUCGCGGAACUGAGUACCAGUCUUCAUGAGGCGAGCGAUCAGGUGACUUGCAUCUUGCGACACGACGUAGAUGCAGACGACCUAGAUGUUGCAGCCAGAGCCACGGAAGAUCAUGAUGGAAGACGGAAAAGACAAAGAGUUCUUGGUCCGCAAAGGACUGCUGUGCACCACUGCACUCAUGAUUUUCUCUUCCACCGACGCAAAAUAAGUAGGAUCACAAGUUCUACUGCUGUACCAGAAUGGACCGCCCCGGGAAGCGGCGGCGGGGAGAACGCUGGGUCUCUGCACGGCAGUCGGCGAACUGCGGUUCAUUAAAGUGCAAUCGACUUCUUGCAUCUUUCCUUGGAGCAGCAGCUGCACUUUUUUGCUGCGUUUCUGUUCAUCUUCAGCUCGCUCGCAGGCCAUAAAAACGAAAACAUUCGGAGGUGAGCGCAAAGAUGAACCAGAGCCCGCCGCUGUCAUUUCGAGGACCUGCUAGUGGUGCUCCUGGGUGGGCGUGCCUUCACAAGGAGGACCGCAUUUUUUUAUAUACACUUACUGAUUAGAGUUAGAC
Molecule: messenger RNA, 6718 nt
Organism: Amoebophrya sp. A120
Lineage: Eukaryota; Dinophyceae; Syndiniales; Amoebophryaceae
Source: the annotation of a GenBank genome assembly